Lindgomyces ingoldianus is the source of this 1639-nucleotide messenger RNA. Its product is annotated as FAD-binding domain-containing protein. The coding region runs from base 51 to 1574 and encodes 507 amino acids. Gene Ontology annotation, molecular function: oxidoreductase activity; FAD binding. Lineage: Eukaryota; Fungi; Ascomycota; Dothideomycetes; Pleosporales; Lindgomycetaceae. The transcript has 3 exons. The record is from RefSeq and is a predicted model, not a curated record.
CCUGGACUCACACGGUCACACCGCAGCCAGGCCGAAUUCAAUGUCUCAUCAUGUACUUGUAUAACCACCUUCCUGCAGGCGCAUUGCUCUCGCCGUUAUUGCUAUGCACAAAUACGUGGGUGGCGACGGCAUCGGCGACGAGUCAAUCCUUCAACGGCUGUAAUCAACUCACGGCUGCGGGGUUGCAGGACCUGGUCCUCCUGCCCCAGUCUGACGCCUACGUAGACCGCGAAGCUUCUUAUUGGGCUGCCAACGUCCCGCUGCACCCUGAUUGCAUCGUCCAGCCACGCUCCACGGAGGAGGUGUCUCGUGUCGUCAAGGUUCUCGCCAAGGCCAACGGCCCUGUCGCCCUCCGUAGCGGUGGCCAUACUCAGUGGGCGGGGUCUAAUGAUGUCCACAAGGGGGUCACGAUCGAUCUGGGCCGGAUGACUGAUGUGACUUAUGAUACUCACUCCAAACUCGCCUCAAUCCAACCCGGCCCGCGAUGGGGCGAUGUCUACCAGGAGCUUCUGAAGUAUCAUGUUUGUGUCACCGGCGGUCGUGAUGGUAAUGUGGGCAUAGGAGGCUUCCUGACAGGCGGUGGGAACUCGUACUAUGCGGGCCUCUACGGUUUGGCUUGCGAUAACGUCGCUAACUUCGAGGUCGUCCUCGCCAAUGGUGAUAUUGUCAAUGCGAAUGCCACCUCGCACUCGGAUCUCUGGACCGCUCUAAAGGGCGGCUCGGGGAACUUUGGCAUCGUGACCCGUUUCGACAUGUAUACGUUUCCAGCGAAGAACCUCUGGGGUGGUAUCCGAGCCGCGGCCAGGAGCAAGGGGGAUGAGCUAGCGCAGACGAUGGUCGACUUUACGAACGACAAUCACAAGAACCCGGAGGAUGCGUACAUCAUUAACUACACCUUUAACCCUGGGUCCUCGUCGGACAUUCUCGUCGCCUAUGUCGUUGUCGAUACUAACGGCAUAGUCAACGCAUCGGCAUUCGAUAAGAUCCUGAAGGUACCGGUGGUCGUGGACGACGUCAAGACGAGGACCAUGGCGAACAUGGCUAACAGUUACCUGCUUCCGAGCGACCAACAGCAAGUCUGGUUCUCACUCACCUUUAAGAACGAUGUCAGGGUCAUUAAGAGGGCGGGUGAAAUGCACGAUAAGCUAGUCAGCGAACUCAAGGGCCUAAUACCGGCCGGCAACUUCACGACUCAGUGCCUUUUCCAGCCCAUCCCGACUCUCUUCGCCGAACAUUCGGUUCAGCGUGGAGGCAAUAUGCUAGGUCUCGAUAAGGUCAAGGAGAAUGCGCUUUUAUGGCUGAUCACCGGCGCCACGGAGACUCCUGAGCAACAGAUGAUCAUGCGGGAGAAGUUGACGGCCUUUUCGGCCACGCUUGAGAAGUUUGCCGAAUCCAAGGGCCUCACCGUCAAUUGGCAGUAUUUGAAUUACGUCGACGAGACGCAGAAUCCGCUGAAGAGCUACGGACAGUACAAUAUCAACUUCAUCCGUAAGGUCGCGGCCAAAUAUGAUCCGUCUAGUAUGUUCCAGAAGAAGGUAGUGUCGGGUUGGAAGAUUUCAAAAGUCGAUGCAUGAUUUAAGUGUUAUGUCCGGUAAGGUAGUAUGGUGUAUAGAGCGGGGUUCUUUGAAUCAAACUAAAC